UCUAACAAAACAAAGUAUGCAACAUUUAAUUUGUUGCGUCAGCAUUUAACCUUUUAAAUAACUAAGACCAAAUAUACAACUUUUAAAUGUUUUGAAGCAAAAAAACUUAUAAAAUAUAAAUACCAAAACCAGACAAGUGUAUUCUGCAACCACAAAACAUUAUUUAUACCUAAAAAUUCAACUAUAAAAAUGAUGUAUUUUUUUUUCCCUAAUCAAGCAUGUCCUUUGUCCUAUUAUCCUAAGUGUAAAGUAACUUUUACAAUGCUACUAAGAAAAUAUCAAAGUGGGGUCCACUUCCCACUGUCGCUACCCUGAAAAUAUCGAAGUGGGUCUAGAGUUCGAUGGUUACAAGUCAGAAGAAGUAUAAUUUUAUCCAAAGUUCUAUGCGAAGUGCCAAUAAACGGAGACAACUGUUAUAUAAAGAUUAAAUUACAAUCACAAGUAGUUUAUAUGAGUAAGACAUAGAAUUAGAGCAUUCUUUCAGUUCAGGGAAUCCAAAUAGACAGACACAUUCUUCAUCACUCUUUGGAAGCACAGCAUCACACCACAGCCAUGGCCAAAGUUGGAAGAAUGAAGCUGGGGUCACAGGGCUUGGAGGUGUCUCAGCAAGGACUUGGAUGCAUGGGAAUGUCUGCUUUCUAUGGACCUCCAAAGCCAGAACCUGACAUGAUUUCUCUCAUUCACUAUGCUGCACAAAGUGGUGUUACAUUCCUUGAUACCUCUGAUGUAUAUGGUCCUCACACCAACGAGAUUCUACUUGGAAAGGCUUUGAAGGGAGGGGUGAGAGAGAAGGUUGAAUUGGCAACCAAGUUUGGAAUCAGCAUGUCUGAUGGUUUUAAAGUUGAGAUCCGUGGAGAUCCAUCAUAUGUGAGAGCUGCUUGUGAGGGAAGCUUGAAGAGGCUUGACAUUGAUUGCAUUGAUCUCUAUUACCAACAUCGAAUCGAUACUCGUGUUCCAAUUGAAGUCACGAUUGGGGAGCUUAAGAAGCUUGUUGAGGAGGGAAAAAUAAAAUACAUUGGUUUAUCUGAGGCGUCAGCUUCAACAAUCCGAAGAGCGCAUGCUGUUCAUCCCAUAACAGCAGUGCAGUUGGAGUGGUCUCUUUGGUCAAGAGAUGUUGAGGAAGAGAUAGUUCCAACUUGCAGGGAACUUGGAAUUGGAAUUGUGGCAUAUAGUCCUCUUGGGAGAGGAUUCCUUUCAUCAGGAACAAAAUUGAUUGAGAAUUUGUCUGAGAAUGACUUCAGAAAGUAUAUGCCUAGAUUCCAACCUGAGAACCUAGAGAAGAACAAGACUAUAUUUGAGAGGGUUAAUGAAAUGGCAGCUAAGAAGGGAUGCACCCCGUCGCAGCUUGCAUUAGCAUGGGUUCACCACCAAGGAAAUGAUGUGUGUCCCAUUCCUGGAACCACCAAGAUUGACAAUCUUAACCAAAACAUUGGUGCUUUGUCUGUGAAACUUACACCGCAAGAAAUGACAGAACUCGAGUCCUUCGCUGCUGCGGAUGCUGUCAAGGGUGAUAGAUACGCAAGUGAUAUAACUACAUGGAAGAACUCUGAUACUCCACCACUUUCUUCUUGGAAAGAUGUUUAGUUAAGUUGCAUCAGUGCUUAUACUGAUAUAGAUAUAUAUAGCCCUGCACCUUUGGUAUUUAAUGUUUUUGGGACACGUUUUCCCUUUUGAAAUAAAGAUAUCAGGCACCGGAUUUGAUGGUCCCAGAACGUUUGGACCAUUAAAUGGUCCUAGAACAAAACAUGUUUUUUAA
Molecule: messenger RNA, 1756 nt
Organism: Arachis ipaensis
Lineage: Eukaryota; Viridiplantae; Streptophyta; Magnoliopsida; Fabales; Fabaceae
Product: putative aldo-keto reductase 2
Cellular component (GO): cytoplasm
Source: RefSeq, a predicted model, not a curated record